Molecule: messenger RNA, 2191 nt
Organism: Solanum lycopersicum (tomato)
Lineage: Eukaryota; Viridiplantae; Streptophyta; Magnoliopsida; Solanales; Solanaceae
Source: RefSeq, a predicted model, not a curated record
AUUAAUGUCAAAACACUGUAAAACAAGUCAACAUGGAUGAAACUAUACAAACUGAAAGAACAAACCAACGGGAUGAAACUAUACAAAUUGAACCGAACAAGUCAACAGGGACAAAACGGGAAUCAAAGGUUUAAUGGCAAAGGUAUUCAAAACAAUUCAUAGGUAGUAGUGUCGUUACGUUAUACGUAUAUGAACAUAAUUAGUGAAAUAAAUUGGUUCAACUUUGAUAAAAUUGACAUGCCAACAUGAAAUUAUUAUUACACAUUGAUUAGCAAGAAAUUGAUACGUACAAAACUAAAUUAUUAUUGCACCUAUAAGAUUGAUUAGAAAAAAAAACUGAUACGUACAAAAUUAAUUAGCAACUACUAAAAGAUAUAUGAAACUACACAAGAAACAAAAAUAAAAUAAAUAAUACAUAAAUAGGGAAUAGAAAGGAAGCAAAUAUGGAUUUGAUGAAGUUGGCUGAUGUAAUGAAGCCAAAUAGGACAACUACUGAUGAACUAAACUAUCUGAACUAAGCAAUACCCCAUAAACGACAACUAAAUCAAAAUUUUGAAAUAAGGAAGAAGAGAGAGUGAGGAAGAAAUGAUACCAGAAAUUUUCCAUGCUUUUCUCUCAGUUGAGUUUAUAUAACCACCUAUUAACGUGCCCUCAUCUCAACCCCAGUGGCGGAGCCAGGUAUUUAACAAUGGGUGUCCAAAAAUAACAACUUGUUAUGUUAAGGGUGUGCAAAAUAUGUUAUUUAAUCAUUUCAUACAUCAUUUUACUUAUAUAUAUAUAUGAUAUUUUUUUUGACUAAGGGUGUCCAAAAUAUGUUACCACUGUGUGGCUACGCCACUGCUCAACCCUCGCCCUUCACUAACCAGCUUCUAAUCUUGACCCUUCAUUUCGUAGUUUUGUUAUUCUUACGUCUUUCAUUUUGAACCUAACCUUCAACAUUUCUAGCAAUUGAGGAUCAUUCCCACUUGUCUUGUUGCACAUCCUUGUUCACUUCUUUCUUGCUUAGCCUUGUCGAAGGCGUGAAUGCUUCUUCUCCUCCACCAAGGUGAAGGUUUUGCCUCUUCGAUUCCGCCAUUUUUCCAAUUAGGAUGCCAAGUUAAAUUAGGAACAAAAUUGUACUUUGUUCAAUGACUAUUUACGGAAAUUAUUAUGUUUCUCUUAUAAUUUAUACCAAGAUUAAACUAGCAAAAAAAAAAGGGGGGGCGUUGAGAUUGUCUAUCUGUGCACGUAAUUUGAAAAGGCCGAUCACAUUUUUAUUGGGCCUCCACCUAAGAGAGAAAUGGGCCCAUUAUGAAACAAGCCUCCAACUAGUUUGUAGAGGAGGCAUACCCGGAGAAUAUGACACGCAGCACAGAGAAACAAGGGUCUAAUUUUUAUGUUUCUAAAUUUUCUAGAUUGGAAGUCUUUCGAGAUAAAGAGAAAUAAGUUUGAUGUAAUGGAGAUUCAUCAUUCACAUUUAUCAUCAGCUAGUUUGGAAGAUGCACAGGAUUAUGAUAUUUCUGGUUUACAAAGUGAAGAAAUAUCUGCAAAACAGGACGAUCAAGUAAAAUCGUCAGCCAAUGUGGCUUCAAGAAAACACGACAAUUUCCUUAGUUUAUUUUCUCUUAGAGAUAUCAAUUCUUGCAUUCUAAUUUCGGAGAACAAAAGAGUAAUUUGUUCUGUCAUGAUUUCGUUAUUAGUUGUCCUGUCUUAUGCCCAUAUCCCACUUAGUAUAGCAAGAUCAAAUAGCUUUGUUGCCUCAAGGCCACUUUACAUAUUGUUGCUAACGGAUUUUACAAUAGUGAUUGCACGAAUAGUUCGCAAGGAAGUAAUUCCUGAUGAAGAAAGAGCCAAAGACACAGAACGAGUGAAGGAUUUUGGACAAAAUUUGGAUGGAGCUCUAUCCAUAUUGGAGUAUGGUUUGGUUCUGUAUCAGACAAUUCGUGCAAUCUUCAUUGACUGCAGUUUCUAUUUGGUCAUUGUAAUAUGUGGUCUGUCUCUAGUAUAGUAAACAUACAAAGAAGUCAAUUCAUAUCAUAUAUAAACAAUGUAAUUUUUCUCUAACGGAGAUUCAGAUGAACCCUUGGCUCUAUACCUAGCUCCCUCACUGGCUCGCAUCUUGCCUUGUGAGUAUAUGACAUUUCUGAGGUAGUGUUCAGAGGCGGUUUAUAAAUUCAGUUGAAUUCAAUAGUUUUGGAUAGUAUCUUAUAUA